Carassius auratus (goldfish) is the source of this 1776-nucleotide messenger RNA. RefSeq names its product translocon-associated protein subunit alpha-like. The transcript is spliced from 9 exons. Bases 135 to 1016 code for a protein of 293 amino acids. Gene Ontology annotation, cellular component: endoplasmic reticulum; endoplasmic reticulum membrane. The record is from RefSeq and is a predicted model, not a curated record. NCBI's taxonomy places the organism in Eukaryota, Metazoa, Chordata, Actinopteri, Cypriniformes, Cyprinidae.
GUCUCUGUGCGUGUGACGUCAGCGCUGUCCCGGAUGAGGUCAGUGUGGACUUGUGCAGCGCUUCAGACGUGUCUUUCUGUCGUUUCUUCUCGUUUAUUAUCAGUGAUUCUCCUUUGUUUCUCGUGAUCAGAGUCAUGAAACUGUUACAGAAGCUACUACUGCUGCUCUUGCUGGCGUUUCCCGCGACGCUGCUGCUGAAGGGGCCGGUUGUUUCUGCACAGGAUGCUACUGAUGAAGAGGAGGCUGUGGAUGAAGAUGGAGCUGAUGAUGUGAUGGAUGAGGAUGAUGAAGCUGAGGUGGAGGAUGAUGAGAACACUGAACUAACGGAAGAAAAAGAGGAAGAGGAGGAAGAAGCUCUGGUGGGAGAGAUAAAGGCUUCACCCAACGCUGACACCACCAUCCUCUUCGUCAAAGGAGAAGAUUUUCCCGCCAACAACAUCGUGAAGUUCCUGCUGGGAUUCACUAAUAAAGGCUCGGAGAUGUUCGUGGUGGAGUCUCUAGACGCUUCCUUCCGUUACCCGCAGGACUUCCAGUUCUACAUCCAGAACUUCACAGCGCUGCAGCUGGGGACCGAGGUUCCUCCUCAGCGUCAGGCCUCCUUCGAGUACUCCUUCAUCCCUGCGGAGCCCAUGGGGGGGCGGCCCUUCGGCCUCGUCAUCAACCUCAACUACAGGGACAGCAGCGGGAACGUGUUCCAGGACGCUGUGUUCAAUCAGACGGUCACCAUCACUGAGAGAGAGGACGGUCUGGACGGAGAGACGAUCUUCUUGUACGUGUUCCUGGCGGGUCUCGGUCUGCUGCUGGUGGUCGGCCUUCAUCAGCUGCUCGAGUCACGCAAGAGGAGACGGCCCGCAGCUAAAGUGGAGAUGGGAACCUCGAGUCACAAUGAUGUGGACAUGAGCUGGAUCCCACAGGAAACACUCAACCAGAUCAUGGCGAGUCGGCGAGAUAAAGCGUCUCCUGGACGAUCUCCACGCAAGAGGACUCAGAAACGCUCGGCCGGAUCGGACGAGUGAGACACACCAUCUUCAUCUUCAUCUGUGUCUACAGUGAGACGGAGAGUCUGUCCAUCACUGGACGCCAACAGAGACUGAUACACACACACACACACACACAGACACACACUCACAUGUACAGGCCGUUUUUUAAAGUGACAGUGCGCGAGGAGUUGGCCGCUCAAGCUUCUGUCGGUCUGCUUUAUUUUAAUCAGAGCGUCUGGAUUCUUCUGAUCGUUGUCUUCGGUGAGGACUGAUGCUCUGAGCUUCACUCUUCAUCAUCACCGCUUCUUCUGUCCGAACAUCAGUCGAUCACGACUCGUUUGUUUGCAGGAGCAGCAUGAUUCAUUUCAUUUCUCUGGUUUUCUUCAUGAUUUGCGUGUUGUGACGCUGAUGUCAUGUGAUCUGGUCAUGUGACUCGAGGACACGCCACUUCUUUUUUUGACAGAAGACUGUUGUCUUUUUUUCUUGUUUUGUUUUCGUUCAGUCUGAUAAAGUGUCAGCUGUGAGCGAGUGCUGAUGUACAGAUUGAAAUGUACUUGGAAAAAUACAAAUAAACUGAAAUGACAAAAGUGUUUUCUUCCGUGUGAUGUCUCUGGUCGUAUCUUUAGUUCCUGGAUGUGAGGAUUCAGUUUUCAUCUGUUUCUGUGAGUUUAAACUUGUAGUUCACCCUUCUAUAAAUGAAGGCUUUAAGUCUUAAAUGAUGACAAGAAGUCUUGUUUUCUGAGUCACUGAACAAAAUGGAAAUAUGAAAAUAAAAAUUGUUUAUCCUUUUGUUAGA